AUGUGCCUUCACUUAGGAUCAAUUCCAGGUCUGGAUUCUGUCGAAUGCAAGAGUCAGUCAUGUAAUAUUUCUGGAGUGAAGAAAGAGAAGAGACCUUUUAAUCUCGAGGAAGCUCCUGUAUUGUAUCCUACCAUCGAAGAGUUCAAGGAUCCGUACUCGUACAUAAACUCAUUGUAUGAGUUGGGAGAGAAGUACGGAAUUCUCAAGGUGGUUGCGCCAGAAAAAUGGAAUCCCAAAUUUGCUAUAGAUAUUGGUGGAUUCAACUUCGAAUGUCGUAAACAGACUUUGAAUACUAUGGGUGCCAUGACCAGAUCGACUAUGGGUUGGGCUGAUAGAAUGGCUCAUUUCCAUCAGCUGUUCGGUAGUAUAGGUAGUCAUGCGGGUUCAAAUAGUGAAUUGUCCAGUGUGAAUAAGAUGCCGAAUAAGAUGUUCGAUGAGGGGUCUAAUGAGAUGUCUACUGAAAUGUCGGAUAUUGGGUCUAAUGUGUCUAAUAUGAACUCGAAUAAGCGGUCUAUAUACAUGUCCAAUGAGACGUCCAUGGAAAAGUAUCCUGCCGUAGGAAAUGGAGUUUUGUACUAUUAUCACCUGAAAGAGAUUGUUCAUCGAUUAGGUGGACAUAAAGCUGUAGAUGACGGCAAUCUAUGGCCGUUGGUAUGUGCCAAGCUGGAACUUUCCACUACUGCAGAUAUCGCUACUGCCCAGUAUGUCAAAUCGCUGUAUCAUACAUAUCUGUUGCCUUAUGAGCGCUAUGUUGCUUAUGUCGAGAGCACGAAAGCGAGGAAGACUGCUAAGGUGCGGUCGGGCUCUUUGGAUUACCAGAAGGAAGAGGCUAAUGCGUAUAUAAGCGAAUGGAACUCGAAACAGAGAUCAAGACUAUCUACUCCAGUAGUUCCUAGUCGGAAUCUUAUUACUCCACCCUCUUCAACUGCUAGUAUCAUUACAGUUACGAGAGGUAUUCCUCUAGAAGCGAGUAUGGGCAAUAUUGCUAAUAUAGGAAUCAAGAUGAGCAGCAACAUGAGCAACAACAGAAAUUUGAAUUCUGAUACGGAUACAGUCUUCCCUGUGGAUGCUAGAGAUAACAAGUAUGGACUGAGUUAUCAGGGUGGUCUGACGCCGGUAGUUGGACUGAUGCCCUCUCCCGAAAUUCAUGUUAAACGAGAAAACUCGUCACUACUGGGCAACUCUACUGCUGGUGUUAAUAUAGCAGCUUCUAGACUACCGUUAUCACCUCCUCCAGAAGCUUCUUCGAAACGACGACUGCGAGAAGUCAACACUGAGAAUGGAAAGGAUGACAACGAGGGAGAAAUGCCUAUUUCGAAACGCCGUCAGAGACGCUCAACUGCUACUGCUGUUAAUUAUAAAGAUACUAUUUACCACCAUUCCCCUGGUUCAGUAUCUACAUCUAAUUCCACGUCAAUGUCUAAUUCCACACCUCCACCACCAACAGGCAGAAUGUUCCGCAGCUCUAAAACACGAACUCCAAAACAAAAAUACAAAGAAGUUGAUUUAGAAGAAGACGAAGAUGGCCAAGACGAUGAAGAUGACGAAGUAGAUAUCUGUCCAGAGUGCGACGACGAAGUGAUUGAAACCACAUCUGCUCUUGUUUGCUUGGAAUGCGACUGCCACUAUCAUGACAGGUGUCUCUCUCCACUGCUAGCAAUCAACACCAAAGUGCUAUCUUGGUACUGUCCUAAAUGCCUUGUCGGAACCGGUGAGUUUUAUUUUGAUGUAGGAGGAGAAUAUGACCUGCCUGGUUUCCAGGAAAUGGCUAAUGAUUUCAAGAACACAUACAUGGAGACAGAGUUACCAAUCGUCGAUCCGGAAGAUAGAGCUGUAGUAGAGUGUCUGGUAGAACAGAACUUCUGGCACCAUGUCAACGACCCUAAAUGCAAAAUCGCUGUAGAAUACGGUGCAGAUAUCCCAUGUGACACCAAAGGCUCGGGAUUCCCCUCGAUUGCUAAAGAUCCGUUCAAUAGAUAUGCCAAGCAUCCAUGGAACCUGAACAACUUCCCACUCAAUAAAAUGUCACUUUUCCGAGGACUCAAGUCGGAUAUAUCUGGAGUUACAGUUCCCUGGGCAUAUGUGGGAAUGAUGUUUUCGGCAUUCUGCUGGCACAGUGAAGACCAUUAUACAUACUCAGUGAACUACCAGCAUCUUGGUGAUACCAAGACAUGGUACGGUAUACCAGGAUGCCAUGGUGAUGAGUUUGAACAGGCCAGUAAAAAGCUUGUUCCCGAACUGUUUGAAAAGCAGCCAGAUAUCCUGUUCCAGCGAGCUACGAUGAUUUCUCCCGAAACGAUAAAAAAGAUGGGCAUUCCCGUCUAUGUUGUCGACCAACAUCCAGGGGAGUUUGUUAUUACAUUCCCCAAUGCUUAUCACGCGGGGUUCAACCACGGUUUCAAUUUCAACGAAGCAGUCAACUACGCACCUCCAGACUGGCUUGUUUACGGUAAAGCAGCCGUCAAGUCGUACAAAUCACAAAUGAAGUCACCCAUCUUCUCACAUGACGAGAUCCUUAUUCGCAAUGCUGCAACCUGCACCCAACCAGAGACUGCCGAAUGGUUAUACCCUCAACUUCUCGAGCUGCUGAAGGAAGAAACUGAGAACCAGGCCAAACUAGCCGAUCUGUCUUCAUACACUAUCGACCACAAAAAGCGAACCAUCAACGGCUGCGACGAGGACAGCUACGAAUGCUGUAUCUGCUCAUGUCUCUGCUACAUAUCACGACUGAUACCAACAGACGACAAGUCCAAAGUAUACUGCUACGACGACUUCCAAAAACACCAAGGCUCGUGCUUCGAGCUCGAACUCACCUUCACCGUCCAAGAGCUACAAACCAUCUGCGACAACACUCGCCGCUACCUCGACGACUGA
This is a messenger RNA of Sugiyamaella lignohabitans, 2874 nucleotides long. It is a transcript of the gene JHD2, whose product is annotated as Jhd2p. Gene Ontology annotation, cellular component: nucleus. The coding region runs from base 1 to 2874 and encodes 957 amino acids. Gene Ontology annotation, molecular function: histone demethylase activity; DNA binding. The transcript has a single exon. Gene Ontology annotation, biological process: chromatin remodeling. NCBI's taxonomy places the organism in Eukaryota, Fungi, Ascomycota, Dipodascomycetes, Dipodascales, Trichomonascaceae. The record is from RefSeq and is a predicted model, not a curated record.